AUUUUAAUAAGAUUUAAUGUCUGGCCUCUUCUAUAAUAUAGGAUAUUUUGGAGCCAAAUAUCCAUGCCUUGUGUUUGUAAUUUGCAUGACAAUAACAGGCAUAAUGUCUUUGGGACUAUACAAUUUAACAGUGUUAACAGAUCCAUAAUGUAAAAAAUUAAAUAAUAUAUUUUAGCAUUGUGGGUAUCAUCAAGUAGUAGAACAUACAAAGAAUAAGAGAGUUCUGCAGAAAAUUAUGGUCCUUUUUACAGAACAAAUUAAUUUAUAUUGGCAUACUAAAAUGAAGAUUGGGUGAAUGUAUAUUAAAAGGAUGGAUUAAGAGUGAUCUAUUUUUUGUAGAAUAUAAUAAGGAACAGGAAAGUAUUGAUAGGAGGGAAGAAUACAACUUUAGAUGAUUUAUGUUAUAGACCAAUAUCAGCAAAGGGAUGUUAUGUACCAAGUCCAAUGGAUAUAUGGUUGUAGGAUCCAUCAUUAUUAGAAGUUUAAUUAGUUAUAAUAUAAAUGAUAGAAAGAUGAAGACAUUCAAUUUACAACUCUAUGUACAGAAUCAAUAGACGUAAAUUAAACGAAUAUUCCAUGUAGUGAUAAAAAUGGUAUUCCAAUAAUAUUAGAAUCUGUAUUUGGAGGAAUGUAUAAUAAUUAUGUGUAUUAAACUAUUUAGAUUUUGUGAAGAAAGAGUGAAUGAUACUUAGCCAUGUGAUCAUUGUUAUAUUUAAGCUAAGACUAUGGCAGUGACAUAUUUAUUAAUGAAUGAUGAAUUCACUAAGAAAGAUGCUGAAUUGUGGGAGAAGGAAGUAUGGAUGGAUACUUUAGAUGCAUUAAAUAAAAGAGACUAUGCUAAAUUAUACAAAUAUUAUGAUAAAUCAUUAAUGCCUGCUCCUCGAGAAUAACUUUUAGAUCAAUAUAGAGUAGCUUUUAUGGCAGAGAGAUCUGUUUCAGAUGAAAUCGAUGAUGAAACUAAUCAAAAUGCAUGGAUUGUAGUUGUCUCAUAUUUUAUGAUGUUUUUAUAUAUUGGAUUUGCCAUUGGUUAAUUCCCAAGUAAGAUAUAUAAUGGAUUUACUUUGGGUUUGGGAGGAAUCUUUAUAGUAGCAGUCUCAAUGAUAAGUAGUAUUGGAAUGGUUUCAUAUUUCAAUAUAGGUUUAACAAUGAUUAGUUUAGAAGUAACUAAAUAAUAUUUAAUCAUUAGGUUAUACCAUUUCUAAUCUUGGCUAUUGGUGUUGAUAAUAUGUUUAUUAUUACUCAUAAUUUCAAAAAAUAAAAACAUGCAACAGUUACUGAAAGAAUGGGUCAUACAUUGAAAUAAGUAGGUCCAAGUAUAACAAUUGCAGCAAUUUGUGAAACAUUAGCAUUUUUAGUUGGUUCAUUAACAAAGAUGCCAGCUUUAUAAUCUUUUUGUAUUUAAGCAGCAGUAGGUGUAUUUAUUGAUUAUUUGUUAUAAAUCAGUAUGUUUGUUGCUUUUCUUACUUUGGAUGAAUAGAGAAAAAAACAUAAAAGAUAUGAUUUAGUAAUUUGCAAAUAGGAUCCUAAUUAUGCAAUUAAAGAAGAUAGAAAAUUAAUAUAAACAUUUUUUAAGAAGCAUUAUUCACCAUUUAUAUAAAAACCAGUUUGUGUGAUAACUACGAUAGUAAUAUUUGUAGGAUUACUGGCUAUCAGUUGUGUUGGAAUAACAAAAUUAGAAGUUGGAUUAGAUGAAUAAGUAUCAAUGGUUGAAGGAUCAAAUCUAUUUAAUUAUAUGACAUUAGAAAAGAAAUAUAUAGAAAUAGGACCAUUGGCUUAUUUAAUUUUAGAGAAUUUGGAUUAUUAAGAUCCACAUGAUUUAGAGUUGGUGGCAAAUUUAUCAAAUUCAUUAUCAUAAUUAAAUGAAACAGUUUAACCUCCAAUUUAUAGUUGGGUAGCUUCUUUUAAUUUAUUUAUUCGUGAAUCAGCUGAGUGGACAAUUGCUUGUGAGACUUAAGAUAUUGCAUUAUAUGAUUUGCCAACAUAAUUAAAACGUUUUUUGGGAGUUCGAAUCAAUUCUCCAUGUUGUUAAAGAUAUGGUAUAUGUGGUGAAACAUUUGAGGCUGAUAUAGUACUUAAUGAAUAAGGAUAUGUUAAAACAAGUCGACUUAGAUUCUAACAUAGACCUAUUCAUAAUUCUGCAGGAUAUAUAUUAUCAUUAGAAUAAACUAGAUAAGUUAUUGAUAAAGUAGUCUAAGAUGCAAACCUUAAACCAAAUCAGAAAGUUUAUCCAUAUUCAAUGCCUUAUGUUUUCUAUGAUUAAUAUUCUUAUAUUCGUGCUGUGGCCAUUACAAAUGUACUUCUAGCAUUAGCUACUAUAUUCUUUACCAUGACAUUAGUCUAAGAUGUUGUAUGUGCUAUUAUUGUUGUCCUCUUUGUCUUUUUAAUUGCUUUCAAUCUUAUUGGUACUAUCUGGCUUACUAAUGUUAUCUUUGGAGGCUUUGUAGUAAUCAUAUAUUUCUAUUUAGAUUGAAAUCAAUGCUGUUAGUGUUGUUAACUUAGUUACUUGUAUUGGAUUGGCUGUUGAAUUUGUUGCUCACAUUGUUAUUAAGUUUAGAUUAUGUGAAGGUUAACGAUGGGAAAGAGUUACUGGAGCUAUGUCAACUAUGGGAACUUCUGUCUUUGUUGGAAUUGCUUGUACUAAAUUUAUUGGAGUUGCUGUACUUGGAUUUGCUCCAUCCAAUCUUUUCAAACUUUACUAUUUCAGAAUGUAUAUUCUUAUGGUUCUAUUAGGAGCAUUUAAUGUAAAUUUAUUUUAUUAUCUUUAGGGUUUAGUUUUACUACCAAUAUUCUUGGGUCUCUUUGGACCUUAAUUCAGUAUCAUGAAAGUUAGAGUUAAAUCUCUUAUCAAUCAAUCAGAAGGAAUUAAUUUGUCAUCCCAAACUAAUAAGAAAGCAGUUAAAAAUUGAAAAUAUUGUUAUAUGUUAAAUUAUUCAAAU
This is a messenger RNA of Paramecium sonneborni, 2936 nucleotides long. The record is from the annotation of a GenBank genome assembly. NCBI's taxonomy places the organism in Eukaryota, Ciliophora, Oligohymenophorea, Peniculida, Parameciidae.